Molecule: messenger RNA, 1889 nt
Organism: Sabethes cyaneus
Lineage: Eukaryota; Metazoa; Arthropoda; Insecta; Diptera; Culicidae
Product: probable methylmalonate-semialdehyde dehydrogenase [acylating], mitochondrial
Exons: 4
Coding region: 156-1721 (521 amino acids)
Biological process (GO): thymine catabolic process; L-valine catabolic process
Cellular component (GO): mitochondrion
Molecular function (GO): methylmalonate-semialdehyde dehydrogenase (acylating, NAD+) activity; malonate-semialdehyde dehydrogenase (acetylating, [NAD(P)+]) activity
Source: RefSeq, a predicted model, not a curated record
CGACGUAGUUAGUUUAGUUCGACACGGCUCCCAAAGUCCCAAGCUGCCAAGCUCAGUCAGUUCCCUUUCAGUCAGCGACCCGGUCGCAAGUUGUUGGUUUAGUUGGUCACUUGUUCGGUGUUAGUUAGAAAGUACAUUUCCGGCAAGGCAGAAAAAUGGCUUUAGUGAGACUUCUGGCGUUUGAGGGUCGCAAUGCGCUGCAGCGCACUUACAGCACGGCAUCCGUGCCGACGACCAAGAUGUUCAUCGAUGGCAAAUUCGUCGAAUCGAAAGCUACCGAGUGGAUCGAUCUGCACGAUCCGGCUACCAACGAGGUCGUAACCCGUGUGCCCAAGUGUACCCAGGCCGAAAUGGAAUCCGCCGUGGAGUCCUCGAAAAAGGCUUUCAAGACUUGGAGCCAAACUUCCAUCCUCGGCAGACAGCAGGUGAUGUUCAAGCUGCAGCACAUUAUUCGCAACAACAUGUCUGAAAUCGCGAAGAAUAUCACCAAAGAACAAGGCAAGACCCUGGUCGACGCCGAAGGCGACGUUCUGCGUGGAUUACAGGUUGUCGAGCACUGCUGCAGCAUAACAUCGUUACAGAUGGGUGAAACGGUUUCAAACAUUGCCAAGGAUAUGGACACCUACUCGUACACACUGCCUCUGGGUGUGACGGCUGGAAUUUGUCCCUUCAACUUCCCAGCUAUGAUUCCUCUGUGGAUGUUCCCGGUUGCCAUCACGACCGGCAACACCAGUAUCAUCAAGCCGUCGGAGCGCGUCCCCGGUGCCACGAUGAUGCUUAUGGAGAUGCUCAACGAAGCUGGUUGCCCACCGGGAGUGGUAAACGUUAUUCACGGAGCGCACGAUGCAGUCAAUUUCAUCUGUGAUCAUCCAGCAAUCAAGGCCGUGUCGUUUGUUGGCUCUGACCAAGCCGGCAAGUACAUCUACGAGCGCGCUGGACGCAACGGUAAACGUGUUCAGUCGAACAUGGGCGCCAAGAAUCACGGUGUCGUGAUGGCUGAUGCAAACAAGGAAAACACGCUGAACCAGCUGGCUGGAGCCGCCUUCGGCGCAGCCGGCCAGAGAUGUAUGGCCCUAUCGACGGCUGUCUUUGUGGGCGAAGCCAAGAACUGGAUCCCCGACUUAGUCGAUCGUGCCAGAAAGCUAAGGGUAAAUGCCGGCCACGUACCUGGAACUGACUUGGGUCCGGUCAUUUCCCCUCAAUCCAAGCAAAGAAUUAACGAACUGGUUGAAUCUGGUGUGAAGGAAGGUGCUAAACUGGUCCUGGACGGUCGUGAUAUUAAGGUAGAUAACUUCGAAAAGGGUAACUUCGUUGGACCGACCAUCCUGACAGAUGUAAAACCAAACAUGAAAUGCUACACUGAGGAAAUCUUCGGCCCAGUUCUGGUUUGCCUGACCGCAGACACUCUGGACGAGGCAGUCGAAAUGAUCAACAGCAACCCGUACGGCAAUGGAACCGCUAUCUUCACGACAAACGGUGCCACCGCCCGAAAGUUCGUGAACGAAAUCGACGUCGGCCAGGUUGGUGUCAACGUACCGAUCCCGGUUCCUCUUCCGAUGUUCUCGUUCACCGGCACGCGAGGCAGCUUCCAGGGUGAUUGCCACUUCUACGGCAAGCAAGGUAUUAAAUUCUACACCCAAACGAAAACCGUUACGCAACUGUGGCGCGAAGGAGACGUUUCGCACUCCAAAGCCGCCGUCGCUAUGCCGACCAUGAAGUAAUUCGGGCGUCCAGGAGCGACGAACGAGACUGACAGACAGGGUUUACGUCUUCCGAGCAAUGUGUGCAUUUAGUAGUUUUACGCUGGUCCAUACGAGAUUCAAACAUACGCAUUUACAAUAUUUGAUAUUGGUUUUUAAUAAAUCAUUAGCUUUACUGUUUUCCUUCUA